This is a messenger RNA of Chara braunii, 3461 nucleotides long. Lineage: Eukaryota; Viridiplantae; Streptophyta; Charophyceae; Charales; Characeae. The record is from the annotation of a GenBank genome assembly.
CAAUGUGUGGUUAGAGAGGUGAACACCACUGAAAUAGGAUACAGUAGGAUAUGAUGACAGCGAUGAUGAUACCAAGGUUGAUGAUGAUGGCUGAUGGCUAUUGACAAAAGAGUGUGGAAUGAUGUGAUGGACUAUUGUGUGCAGGCACAACUGAGCCGGAAGAGCAGGUUUGCUCUAGGAGACGAGGAUGAUGAUGAAGGCGGUGGCGGUGACGUGCUCACUCACCUUGGAACAGUUAUAGACGACUAUGAGGACGAUGGAGGGGCCAAUCAAGAUGAUGAGGGUUAUGAAGAUUCGCUUGACAGGGAGAUGGUGGAGAGGCUCCAUUUUGGAGGGGGGUUUGUGGCCAAGAAGGGAGCUUCAGCUGCCGAUCGAAUCGACGAGGAGGAGCGCCCAAAGUCAAAGAAGGAGGUCAUGGAGGAGAUAAUUGCAAAAAGCAAGAUGCGUAAGGCACAAAGGGCAAAGGAGAAGGAGGAGGAUGAGCACUUGGUGGAAGAACUGGAUAAGCAGUUCAAAGAACUUCAAGGAAGCCGAGCGCUGGCUAUGGCGAUGAAGAAGAAGAAGGAUGCAAAACCGACAAUUGGCGAAUCAGUGAUGAGCAGUAGCAAAGCGUUAGCGCCAGAGCAGGAAACAGACGAAAAGAGAGGAGCCGAAGGUGGCGGUGCAGAUGGCAGCAAGGCACAAGUUGACGAUUACGAGAAGAUGACCAAGGAACUGGUUUUCGAGAUGAGGGCCCGUGCCUCCGAUCGGUUGAAGUGCCCGGAAGAAGUCGCUAAGGAAGAGAGACAGAGGCUAGAGGCUCUGGAGAAAAAGCGGCAACGAAGAAUGCAGGCGGACUUUGAGGGUGACGAUGAUGAUGACGAUGCGGAGAAGGAAGAGCAGAAAGGCUAUUACGCCUCGAGGAGAAAGCAGAGAAAGCAGGAGCUGAAGAAACGGACUGAGCCCUCGGGAGAUGAUCUUGGAGAGAACUUCGUUCUCAAGAAACCUAGGUUGGUUCUGAAAGAUGGGAUAUUGGGGAUCGAAAGCGAAGAGGAAGAGGGGGACCAGGGAACUGAUGAUGAUGACAAUAACGAGAAAGGCGGCAGACGAAAGGCAGAGAAUAGUGACAACAAAGAGGAAGAAGAUGACGACAAGGAUGACAGCAGUGAUGAUGAUGCCGGCUCGGCUGAAGACACUGACGAUGAUGAAAUUGCUGAGGAGGAGGAGGAAGAUGACGAGAGUGAUGGUGAGGAAGAAGGACCCGAACACGGAAGGGACUGGGAGCAAGAUGAUGAGGAUGACUUAGUCACAGCUGUGAGUGCUGCUGCCAAGGACGCGGAGGGAGAGGAAAAGACGAAAAGAGGUGUGUCGACAGCGGAGAAAGGGAAGAAAGGUAUGCCACGAUGCAUGGAUAAAGAGGAUAAGUUGCUGGGCAGCAAAAAAAAGUCUGUAGUGGCUUCGGCGAGGAAGGAGCUCCCAUUUGUGAUUGAGGCACCGAAGACAUUAGAGGAGUUCCGGCGCCUUGUCGAUCACCGAUCUGUGAGAGAGUUAAGGGUGGCAAUAGAGAGAAUUUGCACUUGCAAUGCAAUUUCUCUGGGCAGCGAGAACAGGAAGAAAAUGCAGGUGUUCUAUGGAGUGCUCCUGCAGUACUUCGCUGCUAUCGCUGGCGAGCGACCCCUGCCCUUGGAUCGCAUCGAUGCGCUUACACAGCCGUUGAUUGAAAUGAGCGCCAUCACGCCACUCUUCGCGGCAGUCUGCGCCAGGGAGCGUCUCAUGCGCAUGCAGCAACAGCUCUCUGCAAAAUUUCAAUGUCCAGGUUCGACAGGAAGUUUCUGGCCAACUGUCAGGACUCUGCUUUUGCUGCGGCUAUGGUUCCUGAUCUUCCCUCCAUCAGAUUUUGAACAUCCAGUCUGCUCACCGGCUUUGCUCAUCACCUCUCAAUACCUUAUGAGGUGCCCGGUUCAGUCAUUAAGAGAUGUUGCAACGGGAACUUUCCUAAGUUCCCUCAUGCUCAGUGUUUGCGGUCAAGGCAAACGAUUCUGUCCAGAGGCUAUCAACUUCCUUCAUUCCCUGCUGCAGACGGGCUUGCCAGAUGCAGACCAGUACUCAGGAGGAGACCAGAACGCAGCACCUGGGCCACAGCUGAAAAGUGUCUCUCAGCUGCUUGUGUGCACUCGCCCUUGGCUGAAAUUGGAGGACCCAUCAAACGCAAUGAAGGAAGUGAAGCCCCUUGAUUUUGUUGCUGUGCUUGGCUCGGCAGAAGAUAACCCCAUCCCUCCAUCGGAAAAUUUCAGGGCAAGCCUGAUGGUAGCUGCUCUCAAGUGUUUGCACGGAUUUGUCCGAAUCUAUCGGGACCUCAGCCCUUUUCCGGAGAUUUUCUCCCCUGUGCUGCAUACUUUGAGAGAGCUGAAACCAGCAGUCCCCGCCUGUAUCAGCACUUUGAUUUGUGCAGUGGAGGCAGAUAUUGCCCAAGCAGCGGAGUAUCAGAUCACCUGCCGCAGACCGCUCCGGUUGCACCUCAAGAAGCCUGUUCCCAUCAAACAGUUUAACCCAAGAUUUGAAGAGAACUUUGUGUUGGGCAAGGAUUACGAUCCAGACAGAGAGAGGGCAGAGAGAAAGAAACUUGAACGGAACCUAAAGCGUGAGGCCAAGGGAGCAGCAAGGGAGCUCCGCAAGGAUAACUACUUCAUGGCAGAGGUGAAGUUGAGGGAAAAAGCAGCAUUGCAGGAGGAGCGCAACGAGAAGUACAAGAAGGCACUCGGAUUUCUAGAGUCACAAGAGGCGGCAUUCAAGUCCGGACAAUUGGGACGUAGACCAGGAAAGAAGAGGCGGAAAUAACGAUGAGUUUGUCAGGUGCCGUUACAGCAAUUUUGCUGCCCUUGCUGCUGUCACAGCCACCACCACCCCAUCUCUCUUCCUUUCCUUCCUACCCGUCCUACCCUUUUUUGUAAACCACCACCACCACCACCUCCUCCUCCUCCUGCUCCUCAUAUCCUGCUUCAUCCUUCUCGUCUUCCUCUCCUUUGCUUCUGCUGCUAUCCAGCCUAUGUGGCUGACUGCAGCACACGUCUAAUUUGUCAAUCGACAGAUCGGGAGUUGGAUUCCUGAUGGAAUCAGAUGGCUACAAUGAGGUUAGGAGCUAAGUACCCCUGACUCCUGCCACCAGUUUUUCUUAUGUACAUAAAGGAGGAGAAGAGGUGUCUUCUGCUGCUGUGGCUGCUACACUGCUGGUUAUUAUUUUCCUCCUCUCGUCUGGUGUUUCUCUUUGGCCUGCUCUUUGUGGGCAGAAAAGGCAUAACCUGAUAACACGGAUUUCCCCUUCUCUUUUUGAAGUGGCACUUAUUUGUGUUAUGCGGAAAAGCAGUUGUCCUUUCAGUUUUGUCAGAUGAGUUGCAUUCUUAAAGUCGUUGGUCUCAUAGUCUUUGUUAUAUGCACACACUAGGGAGGAUUCUCACUAGUUUUGCUUUUAUGCAUUUUGAACC